AUGAGCCCUUCGAGCUCCGAAAGGUCCUCGAGCAGCGGUUCAGCCUCAGGCGAUAGGCCAAAAGAAGCACCGCCUAACACGACGAAGGAUGUUGCAGCAAAAGCCGCAGGAGAAGAGGAGUCUGAUUCUGACGAACAGGAGGCUUCCCGUGAAGAAGCUGAGGAGGAGAAAGAGGAGGAAGAUGAAGAGGAGGACCCUGAGGAGAAGGAAGGAGCAGAGCAAAGUGAAGAAGGAAAAGCCAAAGAGGUGAAAGAUCCCGACAGUUCCGACUCGUCGGAGGAAAACAAAAACAAGACGGAGGAAGCACGUGUUCGACUUGUGCCGGCGGGCCGUGCCCGCUCGCGAUCGGAGAAGGAGCAAAGCAAGCGAUCCAAGUCAAGGAAGAAGGACCGGUCUGCCAGCAAGCGGAAGAGGCGCACCUCCAGCUCUCCGAGUCGAAGGCGAAAGUCGCCAAAGCGCCCCAGCCGGGCACGUCCGGUGCUGAAGCGAGACCGCUCGCGCUCCAGGUCGGCGAGAAACAAGAAGGAUCACAACAGAUGGUCCAAAUCAAGGAAGAAGGACCGGUCUGCCAGCAAGCGGAAGAGGCGCACCUCCAGCUCUCCGAGUCGAAGGCGAAAGUCGCCAAAGCGCCCCAGCCGGGCACGUCCGGUGCUGAAGCGAGACCGCUCGCGCUCCAGGUCGGCGAGAAACAAGAAGGACCGCAACAAGCGAUCCAGGUCAAGAAAGAAGGAAAGAUCCUCCAGACGGAAGAGGCAUUCCAGCUCCAAGAGUCACAGGAAGAGGAGCCUGUCGAAGACCAAGGCAACAAACAAGGCUGUCGACGGUGCCCAGGCCAGAGCCAAGCCGGCAGCUGCUCCUGAAGCUCAGAAAGAGAGCACCUCUGCGACCAAGCCAUCUGGUCAGACUCCGGCCUUGUCUGCUGCGGAAGAGCUGCGGCAGGCGCUGUUUGGAACUGCGAAGCCGGCGCCAGUGGAAGCCCCAAAGCCGGCGCCCGCUCCGAAAAUCUCUUUCGGCAUACCCAAGAAGCCGCAGGUCAUGGAUUGGAGAAGGCGUUCAGCUCCCGAGACGAAGCCCUUGCAGCAGAACAGCAUGGUGUCUGUUCCAGGCACCGAGUUUGCUUUCCGAGCACAUGCAGGUGAGUUGGCUGCAGCCGUCGCUGCUGCUCAAGCGUUGCACAAUCCUCGCAAUCGGGAGAUUUCGCGCAAGAUCGCCACCCUCCUGGAGCAGUGCCCGCCAAUGACAGACGAAGCAUUGACCGCCUUGCGCGCGCUGCCGUCUGACCAGGUUGUUCAGGUGCUUCAAACCUUGGCAAGCAAGCGUGGCGAGAUCUCUGACGCAUCCGUGUGGGUCAGCCAUGUGGUGAACCGGCUGGCAGUGGCCGCCUUCAACACAGCGCAGGGAGUGCCCGUGCCAUCCACGAUGGUGACAGAGAUGCUGAACAGGCAUCUGCCGAAGUUGGCAACUGCUGCGAAGUCAUUGUUGUUGCAAAUCCCGGAGGUGGAUGCGAUCAAGAUCAUACAGGACCAUCUGACUUACCGUGGCGAUGCCUCAGACUCCGUCUUCCAGGCAGCAACAACGCAUCUACAGCAAGGGAUUGCAGCAACUUCGGCCUGCAACACGGUGUACCCAAUGGCCAUGGAUGCGUUUACCAUGAGCAGCAUGGGCUGCGGAAUGAUGCCUAUGGCGAUGCCGGGCUGCUUCGGUGCCAUGAUGCCUGGCCAGAUGUCUCCGAUGGCAGGGUGUGGUAUGAUGGGCUGCACCUGGGGAGGUGCCAUGCCAUGUGCGACGAAUGGCACCACUGAAGAAGCUGGUGCCACGGCCCCGGCAGCAACUGCGGCUGCUGCCGCGCCAACAGCAACAGCUAUCGAAGACACGGGGGAUGCCCAAUCGGCCACUGAGGAAGGUACUGCGUUCACGCAGCCGACGGCGGAAGCGGUGGAUGCUGCUGCGUCGGAGGGCGAGGAGACCUUGCCGCAGGAGUUCGUGAGCUCACUAGCGGGUGUAGCACCUUUGAAGCACGAUCAGCCAGGCGAAGGCUGUUAA
Messenger RNA from Symbiodinium sp. CCMP2592, 2043 nucleotides. NCBI's taxonomy places the organism in Eukaryota, Dinophyceae, Suessiales, Symbiodiniaceae. The record is from the annotation of a GenBank genome assembly.